Molecule: messenger RNA, 3050 nt
Organism: Syngnathoides biaculeatus (alligator pipefish)
Lineage: Eukaryota; Metazoa; Chordata; Actinopteri; Syngnathiformes; Syngnathidae
Gene: pde6b
Product: phosphodiesterase 6B, cGMP-specific, rod, beta
Exons: 23
Coding region: 359-2917 (852 amino acids)
Biological process (GO): signal transduction; retina development in camera-type eye
Cellular component (GO): photoreceptor outer segment membrane
Molecular function (GO): 3',5'-cyclic-nucleotide phosphodiesterase activity; protein binding
Source: RefSeq, a predicted model, not a curated record
CUUCACAACUAUCUGCAGAGGGCAAAAGGAUUGUUUGCAUUCAGCCCUCUGCCUUCUCUUCAGGGCUCUCAUCCCACUAGUACGCACGGGGGAUUAUUAUUACUGCUAGCCUGCACUUUAUACUUCAGUUUUUUUUUUUUUUUUUUUUUUUUUUUUUUUUUGCAACCCCUUUUUGGAUUACGACAGAGAUCAAACCUGGAUCCCGCGAAAGCCUUUGGUUGAUUUUUGGCAGGUUUUCUCUGUUAAUAGUUGGCGGUAGCACAGCCACAAGCAGGCUAAGGCCAAAUUCAGACCUUCGUUCUUGCCUUGAAGCGGGAGAGGCUGCCAUCAUUUGAGUAAAGAGGACACAGAAGGAAGGAUGGGAGUACAAAAGGAGGAUGUGGAAAAGUUCCUCAAAGGGAACCCGGCUUUUGCUAAGGAGUACUUUGCCAAGAAGAUGAACCAAAGCACUAUAUCUGAAGUGUCAGGACUACAGGAAAUACAUGUGGACUUCAGCCAGUUUCAGGAACUCAGCCAGGUAGAGGAGAGUCGAAUCAUGUACAACUUGAUCACAGACAUGCAGGAGAACAUCAACAUGGAAAAAGUGGUCUUCAAGAUCCUCAAGAGAAUCAGCGCAUUGAUCCACGCCGACCGCUGCAGCUUGUUCAUGUACCGGCAGAGGAACGGCGUGGGCGAAUUGGCCACCAGACUCUUCAACGUCAGCACGCAGUCCGAGCUGGAUGAGUGUAUCGUGCCGCCCGAUUCCGAGAUCGUCUACCCGCUGGACUUGGGGAUCGUCGGUCAUGUAGCGCUGACCAAGAAGACGGUGAAUGUAAAGGAUGUCAAAGAAAACGAGUACUUCAGCUCAUUCGCAGACGAGCUCACAGAUUACCAGACCAGGAAUGUUCUGGCCACGCCCAUUCUCAACGGCAAAGACAUGGUGGCCGUGAUCAUGGCCCUCAACAAGACCACCGGGCCGCAUUUCACGAAUGAGGAUGAAGAUCUCUUUUUAAAGUAUCUGAAGAUCGCCACCUUGAACUUGAAGAUCUACCACCUGAGUUACCUCCACAGCUGUGAGACACGGAAAGGACAGCUGCUGCUGUGGUCAGCCAACAAGGUGUUUGAAGAGCUGACCGACAUCGAGCGACAGUUCCACAAGGCCUUGUACACGGUGCGAGCCUACCUCAACUGUGACCGGUAUUCUGUGGGCUUACUUGACAUGACCAAGGAAAAGGAGUUCUUUGACGUGUGGCCAGUUUUAAUGGGAGAGCAGCCGCCUUACUCUGGGCCUGUAACUCCUGACGGAAGGGAAGUCAAUUUCUACAAAGUAAUUGAUUAUAUAUUACACGGGAAGGAAGACAUCAAAGUAAUACCUAAUCCACCGGCAGAUCACUGGGCCUUGAGUAGUGGCCUCCCUACUUACGUUGCUGAAAGUGGCUUUAUUUGCAAUAUCAUGAACGCUGGGGCGGAUGAGACAUUUCAGUUCCAAACUGAGGCACUGGACAGCAGUGGAUGGACCAUCAAGAAUGUUCUCUCCCUCCCAAUUGUCAACAAAAAGGAAGAGAUAGUCGGUGUGGCCACCUUUUACAACAGAAAAGAUGGAAAGCCAUUUGACGAUCAAGACGAGCAGCUCAUGGAGGCUUUGACCCAGUUCUUGGGUUGGUCAGCUUUGAACACCGACACAUACGACAAGAUAAACAAGCUCGAGAACCGCAAAGACAUCGCACAGGACAUGGUGCUCUACCAUGUUAAAUGUCGGAACGAUGAAAUUCAAAAUAUCCUGAACACCAUAGACGUCUAUGACUGCGAACCAUGGGAGUGCGAAGAAGACGAGCUUCUUGAUAUCUUGAAAAAAGACCUUCCUCCUCUGAUAAAGAAAUUUGAAAUCUACGAGUUCCAUUUUUCUGAUUUCAAUUGUACGGAGAUGGAACUGGUCAAGUGCGGAAUCCAGAUGUACUACGAAGUUGGCGUAGUCAAGAAGUUCCAAAUCCCACAGGAGGUGCUGGUUCGUUUCAUGUACUCUGUCAGUAAAGGCUACAGGAGAAUCACUUACCACAACUGGCGCCACGGCUUCAACGUGGGACAGACCAUGUUCACGCUCUUGACGACGGGAAUGCUCAAGAGGUACUAUACCGACUUAGAGGUCAUGGCCAUGAUUACAGCAGGUUUCCUUCAUGACAUUGACCACAGAGGGACCAACAACUUGUACCAGGUCAAGUCAGGCAACCCACUCGCCAAGCUUCAUGGCUCCUCCAUCUUGGAACGUCACCAUCUAGAGUUUGGAAAAUUUCUCUUGUCUGAUGAGUCACUGAACAUCUACCAGAACCUGAACAGGCGACAAGUGGACCACGUCAUCCACCUCACAGACAUCGCCAUCAUCGCCACUGAUCUCGCUCUUUAUUUCAAAAAGAGGACUAUGUUCCAGAAGAUUGUGGACCUUUCACACACGUACGAAGAUGAAAAGAAGUGGGUUGAUUUCAUGUCUCUAGAAACAACCAGGAAAGAGAUUGUCAUGGCCAUGAUGAUGACUGCUUGCGACUUGUCCGCCAUUACCAAGCCGUGGGAGGUGCAAAGCAAGGUUGCCUUGUCUGUGGCGGCGGAGUUUUGGGAGCAAGGUGACCUGGAAAGGACAGUACUGGAACAACAACCCAUUCCAAUGAUGGACAGGAACAAAGCAGCAGAGCUCCCCAAGCUCCAAUGUGGUUUCAUCGACUUUGUCUGCACGUUUGUCUACAAGGAGUUCUCCCGCUUCCACCCACAAAUCCAACCCAUGCUAGACGGAAUCCUCAAUAACAGGAAGGAGUGGAACGCCAAAAAAGAAGAAUACGAGGCCAAACUCAAAGUCAUCGAGGACCAGAAGGCUGCAAAGCAGGCGGCCGCAGCCAGUAAAGCGGAUAAUGCCGGUGGUGGAGGCUCCAAGACCUGCUCGGUGUGCUGAAGGACUCAUGGGAAAUGUGAUGACUGGUGUAGUCACUGCCAAGGAAGAGGGGGAAAAAAAAAAAAAAAGGUAAAGGGAUCUUGGUCUCCUAAUAUUUCUGCAGCAAAAUUGGUGCUUAUCAAGAAGAAGCAAA